Parastagonospora nodorum SN15 is the source of this 201-nucleotide messenger RNA. RefSeq lists its product as hypothetical. NCBI's taxonomy places the organism in Eukaryota, Fungi, Ascomycota, Dothideomycetes, Pleosporales, Phaeosphaeriaceae. The record is from RefSeq and is a predicted model, not a curated record. The coding region runs from base 1 to 201 and encodes 66 amino acids. The transcript is spliced from 2 exons.
AUGGCAGACGAAAGACGGAGGCCAAACAACAAAGAUGUCACCGAUGUCGACCGGUUUCACUUCGUCGACCGAUGCACUGGUGGAAUGGUGUGUGCUGCAAUCACCAUCACUAGCACCCACUUGGUGCGAUCCGCGGCCAGUCCACUCCACAUGGAUCUUUUGCCAAGCAGCACCCCUGCAACCGCCACUUCGAGCCGGUGA